AUGGCGUCCACAAACCCCGAGUCGUCCGACAAUCCCUGGACUGAGGAAAAGAAGGCCAAUAAGGCUAUUAGCGAAUACUACGACCCGUGCCAAGAAGCCGCGUCUAGGAGCAUCAAAUGUCUGCAUAGGAACGGCGGCGAUCGCAGCAUGUGCGGCGACUACUUCCAGGCCUACCGCGACUGCAAGAAAGCAUGGCUCGAGAAGAAAAAGGAAGAGCGCAAAAAGACGCCUCUCUGGUAG
Molecule: messenger RNA, 240 nt
Organism: Parascedosporium putredinis
Lineage: Eukaryota; Fungi; Ascomycota; Sordariomycetes; Microascales; Microascaceae
Source: the annotation of a GenBank genome assembly